AUGUAUCCUCCGAUACUAGUGUUAGUGUUAGCGUUAGUGUCCAUCUCCCGCCAAACGUCCGCGCUAGAGCUGCAGGAAGAAGACGGUCGGGAAGGGGACAGUUAUUCGAGUUCCUAUGGAAGCUUGGUGGCGGAUGCCACUAGUACACUUCUCGCAUACGGUGGUAGUACGGGUGUGAUGCAGGGUGAAUCUGCCCCCAUUACCCCCGAUACCCCAGCAGCUGCGUCCUCCGAUAUAUUACCACCGAGUGAUAUGCUGGAUAGCGUAUACUAUCAACCGCACACCAAUCCGGCGCACCAAUAUCGUAGACCGGGAUCGCUCGGUAGUAGCGAGGAAGAUCGUGCCAUAUACCCCGAUAACUUCAACAGUUCAGAGCUGAGCGGGGUUGACGACCAGUACCUGACUACUAGUAGUUCAAUUCCUGACUACGGGUCCAGUUUGCUUACGUCGAGUGAACGAAACGAUAGUGUUGAAUCCGUACAGUCGUCUAGCACAGACAAUGAAGCACGUGCUAGCGCGCCACAGGCAUUCGUGAGUGAACACCAGGAACCGGCUCGUGAAACCCCGGAAGAUCAGCACCUUCACCGGGCGGUACAUCAUCAUUCUCGCGAGGAACCGACGCUAAGCAGCAGAGCUUUGGAGCACCAUCAUCUGCACCAGAAUUUACCCUCGGAGACGACCAAUCAUCUCUACAACGGUGCCGACACCGGUAGCAGUGGUGGAACUGGAGUGAACGACAGUGCCGAACACUUCACCUCACCCGAUGGGGAGAACAAUGUAGAAGACACGCAGGAAGACGAUGUUCUGCAGCUGGCUACCACUACCACGAUUCCCCCGGGAGCUUUACUAGGUACCAGCCCUGAACAGGAAGGUAUAAACGGAAACGUUGAUCAUCCACCGGUCGAUUUGCAUCCUCUGCGACCCACGAAACCAGUCCCAUCAUCUCCUACCGGAGGAAGUGGCUUCGACGAGAGCAAGCUUUCCAAACCGGAACUGUUGGCGCAGCUGAUCGCUGACAAGAACCUCCGGAUGCCGAUAGCUUUUCUCGUUGACACCUCGAACGACUCGCUAGCAUUUACCAAGAAGGUGCUGGAGGCGUCACUUGUACCGAAGUCUCCACUUGAUGCGAUCCUGAUGCGUUACAACGCUACCGGCAUAUCCAAAUCCAUUACUUUCCGUAACACUAAGACCCUGAUGGAGGCGGUCAAUCUACUGCAACCCAGUUAUGAUCGUGGUGGUAGCGAGUAUUACAGUAUAUUACGAACCUCACAAGAGAUACCGUACGAUAGUGCUAUCUUCUUGGCCACCAGUAGAGCGACAACCGACGCACAGCUGUCACGCAUGACAGCGCUCACUCUACUCAAGAAACGAAUUCGGCUCUACGUUAUCUGGUUUGGUGAAGAGAUUCUGGAUAGCAAACAGCAAUUGGAUCAACCAAUGACCAACCAGACGGCACUGCACGAGCUAGCCCACAAAACUGGAGGUCGUGUGAUACACUUCGAAAUCGAUCGAUACUUUGGCAGCAAUCCAGUGUUGACAACCCUGCUGUCCCAGCACGAUCUGCACGGAGCGCAAACCAUUCCGGUCAGCGUCGGGGAGGAUGUGAACAGCUUGUACUUCAAGUUGCACGGUCUCAUCGACCAGGCUACCCUGGAAACGCCCAAUGGAUCUGUGAUCGAUUUAAUUCACGACAAGGAUCACAAAAACCCAACCGAUACAACAUCACUUCUUACUGACAAGGUCAAAUCAGACGAUCCGAAAGAAACUCCUUUGCUGCUGUUCCUGUUAAACCAAACACAGCCGGGACACUAUCGAUUAAACGUAUCGUCUUCAAGUGCACCAGCGAACCUCUUUAACGUUACGAUAAAGUCUGGACCGAUCUAUUGGCACGGAAUUGACACAUAUGAAGUUAGACCAGAUUCAGCAACGGCGCCAGAGCUCUGGGCAAAGGAGGCAGAGGAAUCAAUAAGUAACAAUGUGGAGGGAAACCUAAACUUGGAACAUUACACUGGUGGAAGCUCAAAAUUGCCACGAUCGAAUGGCGAAGAGCACAGGUUUGCGCGCCAAACGGAGUUAACCGAUGAAGAUAGUGGCAUCAUAAGCGGCCGUGCAUCGAUCCAGGCAAUCACUAAGGUUGAUGUUGGUGUUAACUCGCAGCUGAUAGGAGCCCGUGGACAAGCUCUGCAAUUAUACUUUGAAGUUACCAACUACCGACAGACCCCCAUAACGUAUUUCUUCCGCGUCACGGACGAGUUAGCAUUCCUGCGAUCGCUUAAUCCCGGGCAAGUAACACUAAGCCCAGGCCAGUCAAUCCCCGUGACCGUUGCGCUAAUUGUGACAUCAACGGCCGAAAUUGGUUCCCGCGACAAGGUAACUUUCUCCACCACUGGUGUUGAUACGGUGUCACAGUCAGCCUGGGUGACCGUAUCCGAUUCUGCUGGUCUAGCCGACAGUACUCGUCCCUCGCUCUGGUACACCUAUUCCAGUCGUUGCGAGGGCCGAUCAACACCAGCCACCUGUACCGGAGCUUUCUGGACGCUCGAGGUGAUGGCACGAGACUACGAGACUGGACUGAUGCGCAUCUCCUCGAGCCCGGCCGGUCUUCUCUAUAAGACACCUUUUACAGCGGGAACACGGGACGAGGUGAGGGCCAGCUAUACGGCUUCCUGUUGUCAACCGCGCGUAACCGUAACGGCGUACGAUGUCAGUCGAAACGUGCGCAGUCUUAAUCUGGACGUAACAGACAUCUGGCUUAAUGAGGCAGGCAUUGCCGCCGUCGUGCUCGGUAUACUGCUGUUCAUCGCAUUGAUCAUACUGCUCGUGCUGCUCAUACGAUACUGCAUUCGCAAGCGACGGCAAUCGAAAGAGUUACCAAUCUACCGUGGUGGUGAAUCCCUUGGCACACGGCGUACAAAGUGA
This is a messenger RNA of Anopheles marshallii, 2919 nucleotides long. RefSeq lists its product as uncharacterized. The transcript is spliced from 8 exons. Lineage: Eukaryota; Metazoa; Arthropoda; Insecta; Diptera; Culicidae. Bases 1 to 2919 code for a protein of 972 amino acids. The record is from RefSeq and is a predicted model, not a curated record.